Paramacrobiotus metropolitanus is the source of this 1176-nucleotide messenger RNA. Its product is annotated as dehydrogenase/reductase SDR family member 11-like. Bases 225 to 929 code for a protein of 234 amino acids. The record is from RefSeq and is a predicted model, not a curated record. NCBI's taxonomy places the organism in Eukaryota, Metazoa, Tardigrada, Eutardigrada, Parachela, Macrobiotidae. The transcript is spliced from 5 exons. Gene Ontology annotation, molecular function: oxidoreductase activity.
UAUCUUAUCGUCGUAAGCAUUAAUUUUUUAUUCUUCACCAACACUCCCAUCGAGCUACCCCCUUGCCGCAGCAUCACGGGUUGCUGGAUUGCCACGCUGUAGUUGUCUGCGAAGAGAAAACAUAUGGACAAAGUGGCAAAGAUGCCGGAUAGGCGGAUUGUACUGGUUACCGGCGCUUCGUCCGGCAUCGGGAGACGGUGUGCCGCGAACUGGCCCGACACGGUAUGACCGUCAUCGGGUCCGCUCGCCGCAUCGACAAUCUCAAGGCAUUGGAACAGACGAUAGUUUCCGAUGGGUUGGGCACAUUUGUUCCCGUACAGUGCGAUCAGCGGCGUGAGGAGGAUUUAGAAAAGCUGUUUCAACACAUUGAACAGAAUUUUGGUUGUCUCCACGCCAGUAUCAUCAAUGCCGGAAGUUCCCAGCCGGGACCCAUACUGCGUGGUGAUACGAAUAUCUGGCGCGAGAUGAUGGAGGUUAACGUUCUGGGAACAGCCAUUUGUUUACGCGAAUCGGCUAAACUACUGGGGAAAACCGGCAGGGAAAAUGGUCAUAUCGUCGUCAUCGGCAGCGGCCUAGGUCACCGUGUCCCGCCGGCACCCAUUAUGCACUUUUACUCCGCCACUAAGCAUGCCGUCCGCGCUCUGACCGAAGGUCUACGAAUGGAACUACACGCGGAAAAGAGCAAGAUCCUUGUUACGCAUCUGUCUCCCGGUCCGGUGAACACCGAGGCUCCCACGAAGAUGUUCCCGCAGAUGCCAGCGGACAAGGUCAAGGAGCUGCUGUACGCCGAGUACCGGCCGCUCUCGCCGCAGGACAUCGCCGACACCGUGCUCUUCGUCCUGAACGCCCCGCCUACCGUCAAUCUCAACGAGAUCGCCAUCAAUCCCGCCGACGGCGAGGCCAUUCCCCGGCCGAAACAGUUUACAUGAACACGAAAGGUCAACAGCAGCCUGAUGAUGCCGGGAGCAAGACAUCGGGAAUACAACAUAGCCGAGUUUCACAUUAACUGUAUUAAUUUACGCCGUUAUGUAUCUGCAAAUUGGACACCGUUGCGACAAGGUUUCCAUUUGACGUGAAACACAGUAUACGGAGUACGUAGACAAGAGAGUUUGUUGCCCUUAUCGGAAUUACAACUUUACGAGCAAUAACAUUUUCAUCCGCAAGCUAUUUGAAAAU